Gopherus flavomarginatus (Mexican gopher tortoise) is the source of this 2704-nucleotide messenger RNA. RefSeq names its product ETS proto-oncogene 1, transcription factor (gene ETS1). Gene Ontology annotation, cellular component: nucleus. Gene Ontology annotation, molecular function: sequence-specific DNA binding; DNA-binding transcription factor activity, RNA polymerase II-specific. Gene Ontology annotation, biological process: cell differentiation; regulation of transcription by RNA polymerase II. The coding region runs from base 386 to 1711 and encodes 441 amino acids. Lineage: Eukaryota; Metazoa; Chordata; Testudines; Testudinidae. The record is from RefSeq and is a predicted model, not a curated record. The transcript is spliced from 8 exons.
CUGCAGCCUGGAGCUCCUCACCCCAACCGCUGCUCGCUGGGCUGGGGGUGAAGGGGUGGGGGAGCGACUCAGCUGCGGCGGCUGUGAGAAGAUCCGCCCUAGAAGAAUAAGAGCGAGGGAGUGCGGAAGGCAGCGAAAAGAGAGCGAGAUACCGACCCCGUCGGGCCGAGGAGGAGGAGGAGAAGGGCCAGGCUGAGCGUGGGACCGGGGAAGGAGGGAGGGGAGGAGAGACGCUCCUUCUUCUCCAACUUUGCGCCAGGCAGGCAGGGGCGCACAGCACUCUUCCCAGGAGGGGUCCCCGGGAAGCCAGGCAGCAACCUCUCCUCCCCCCACCCCUGGACAGUGACUACUUUAAAAUAAACCCUAGGGAAGCAGGGAGCGAACCAUGAAGGCGGCGGUGGACCUGAAACCCACCCUGACCAUCAUCAAAACCGAGAAGGUGGAUGUGGAUUUCUUCCCUUCCCCGGAUAUGGAAUGUGCAGAUGUGCCUUUGCUAACCCCGAGCAGUAAAGAAAUGAUGUCCCAGGCGUUGAAGGCCACCUUCAGCGGCUUCACGAAAGAGCAACAGCGUCUGGGAAUCCCCAAAGACCCCCAGCAGUGGACGGAGACUCAUGUACGGGACUGGGUGAUGUGGGCUGUGAAUGAGUUCAGUCUGAAGGAUGUGGAUUUCCAGAAGUUCUGCAUGAAUGGGGCUGCUCUCUGCGCUCUGGGCAAGGACUGCUUCCUCGAGCUAGCGCCUGACUUCGUGGGAGAUAUUCUCUGGGAACAUCUGGAGAUUCUGCAGAAAGAUGAGAUAAAGCCAUACUCAGCUAACGGAGUGAACCCUGCAUACCCAGAAUCCCGCUAUACAUCGGACUACUUCAUUAGUUAUGGCAUUGAGCAUGCACAGUGCGUGCCUCCGUCAGAGUUCUCUGAGCCCAGCUUUAUCACAGAGUCCUACCAGACCCUCCAUCCGAUCAGCUCAGAGGAGCUCUUCUCCCUCAAGUACGAGAAUGACUACCCGUCAGUCAUCCUGCGUGACCCUGUCCAGACGGACUCCCUGCAGACAGACUACUUCACGAUCAAGCAGGAAGUUGUAACGCCAGAUAACAUGUGCAUGGGGCGCACCAGUCGAGGUAAACUAGGGGGCCAGGACUCCUUUGAGAGCAUAGAGAGCUACGACAGCUGUGACCGCCUGACACAGUCCUGGAACAGCCAGUCGUCCUUCCAGAGCCUUCAGCGCGUCCCCUCCUACGACAGCUUUGAUUCUGAGGACUACCCUGCGGCGCUGCCCAACCACAAGCCCAAAGGCACCUUCAAGGACUAUGUUCGAGACCGGGCCGACAUGAACAAGGACAAGCCAGUCAUUCCUGCUGCUGCCCUCGCUGGCUACACAGGCAGUGGCCCCAUCCAGCUGUGGCAGUUUCUGCUGGAGCUGCUCACCGACAAGUCCUGCCAAUCCUUCAUCAGCUGGACAGGCGAUGGCUGGGAAUUCAAGCUCUCGGACCCAGACGAGGUUGCCAGGCGAUGGGGCAAGAGGAAAAACAAGCCCAAGAUGAACUACGAGAAGCUGAGUCGUGGGCUUCGCUACUACUACGACAAGAACAUCAUCCACAAAACGGCCGGCAAGCGCUAUGUGUACCGUUUCGUUUGUGAUCUGCAGAGCCUUCUGGGCUACACGCCCGAGGAACUCCAUGCCAUGCUGGACGUCAAACCCGAUGCUGAUGAGUGAAUUGGACCAGCCAGACUGUGUGGAAGGUUGUGUCGUGUCAGUCUGGAGAUUCGACGAGACCUUAAAUUUUUUUUUUUUGGCAGUUAAAUAUCUAUCUAUAUUUUUUCAAGAGCAACUCAAAUUUGACAUUUUUGAUGGGGAGAGGAGGGUGGGCAAAGUCAAGCUUUUGGCUGAAUCUGACAAUGUUUGGUUGGGAGAAGAAAGAUGGAACUUUUUAUUUGAAAGUUCUCUGAGAGAUUUUUUUGGGUUGAAUUUCUUAGUUUUAAGGAAGCCAGAAAAAUAUAGCUCACUUUAAAAAAAUUAAAAUAAACCCUCCCCAUCUCAUACCAUCUGGAAACAUUAUUAAUGAAAAGAUCCCCUUGAUUACUGUGUUACCAGCACAACAAACUGACAAUUCAGGAAGUGACAAGACUCCUAAGGAUUAUGUGAUUGAUUCUUUUAUUGAUGGGAGGGGCAAAGUGAAGGUGGAACUUUCUGUUUUGUGGGAGGGGAUGACAUAGGAAAAAACAAGAACAGUUCUUGUUACUUUGCUUUUCUGUCAGUUAUUUUUCUGUUACACAACAGAUUUUUUUUUUUUAAGGAGGGACCAAGAUUUUUUUAAUUAUUAUUUUGUUAAAAUUUUAUUUUAUUAAAUUUUGUGCCAGUAUUUUUUUUUAAAUAUUCUUAAGCUCUAAGAUGGUCUCCGUCUUGUAAUAUUGUGUGUGUAUGUAUGUUUCUUUUAUGCCAGCAAAGAGUUUUAUCACAGUGAAGAAAAACGAAUUGUUUAUGUAGACCCCACUGGAGAAGUGUAGUGCUCUGACUUAUGAUCUCUGAAUCUUAUGCGAAGGAAAAUGAGUGCCAAAUCAGCCACCAGAAAUGCUGAGAGGAUGCUUUGCAUUUGCAUUGAGUCCCAUGCACUUUGCUGUAUUGUUUGUUGCUAAAGGUGGAUGAAAUUUCUCAAAAGGAAAUUUUGUUGUUGUUGUUGUUUAAAAACAUCUUUUUGGGACAGCCAUA